AUACGUUAACAACGCAUAAACAAUAAGCUGCAGAUGCCGACCCGAUAACCGAUUCAUAAAUACAGGAACUAGCUUUUAAUACAGUUUAACAUGUUUAUACCUAUUUAUGUGGCUAUUCGGAUCACCAUGCAUGAAAUAACACAAUGUCACGAUCGCCAGUUUUCAUGACUGGCGUAUGUCACUGAAAUCGGAAAAAGGUUUCCAGUCAUUCGGAUCAUUAAUUGUAUUUCCUGAGCCAGAAUCAGGGAAUUUAGAAGACGGUGAUUUAAGCAAAAUAAAAAUGAAGUCAAAAUCAGACAAAUUAAAACGCUCACAAUCUUUACCUGAUGGAGAUGAGGUCCAUGAAGAAAACGGUGUUCUGUUUUGGGUCAACAAAAGUGGUUUCCCAAUUGAAGAUAGAACUUGGCAGAGAAUGUGGGAUCAUGUGGCCAAAAUCCAUCCAGAGGGACACAAAAUGGUGCAGGGAGUGAGACAGAGUACAGACUUAGUUACGAUCCCGGCACCACAGGCUCCACUCAGCUUCUCACCAACGGUUCCUAUCGGCGAUCGGGUUGAGAAGAUUCAGAACUACAUGACAGAACUCCAAUAUAAUCAUACAGGAACACAGUUUUUCGAAAUCAGAAAAAACAGACCAAUAUCAGGUCUCAUGGAAUGUGCCAAAGAAAUGAUCCGUGAGUCUCUCCCAAUCAAGUGUCUGGAGGCUGUUAUCCUUGGGAUAUACCUAACCAAUGGCAUGAUGGGUGUUGAGCGAUAUCCAAUCAGUUUCAAGAGUACAUUUCAAGGCAGUGUUCAUCGUCAUGUGGUGCUGGGAAUUUCUCAUGGUGGGCGAUAUGGUGCUAUUGGUAUGAGCCGGAGGGACGAUCUGAUGUAUAAACCUCUUUUGUUUAAGAGUUUAUCAGAACUGGUGUUCGACUUUGAGAAAGCCUACACAAACUAUUGGCAUGAAGUAAGGAAGGUCAAGGUCGGUCUACCGAGUCCACACGACCCACACAGCUAUGAGACAAUCCAGUGGAAGACGCUGACGUUGAAUGUGUCCAAAUUAUCAAAGAAAGAAAUGACCAGAGAAUUGGAGCAACACUCCAAAUUAAUACGAGCAAAGGCCAAGUCGUGGAUCACCCCACCCAAUCUGCCCAAGAAGAUGGCCACCUUCAUAGACGCAGGUCGGGACAUGCCCAGCACUAGCAAGUCUUCCCCAGUAGUCAAGAUGACUCGAUCACACUCUGUUGUGACCAAGUCACGUGAUGAGCCAGCGCCCGUCAAGUCUGGCAGCAGUCGAGGAGCAGAUUACCAGAUCAGGAUAUAGACAGACUGUAGCACAGGCAGAUGGCUGAAAGGAGCUCCCUGCUGUUGUUGACUUCUAUUUAUUAUGAUUAUCAUUCCAUAAACAUUCCAAGGCUGUGAAUGAUUUGAUGAUUAUGGUCAUCAAAUUAUUUGUGUAAACAUUAUUGUCAUAUUUUAUAUAUUUCACCUGUACAUGAAAUCCCAAGAUAUUCUUUUGUAGACUGUCGUUUAAAUUUUAAAGCUGAGAAAACUAAAUCAAAUUAGUCUUAAGGUAGGAUGCUGUUCCCGUGUAUAGUUUCCUUUCAGUAAAUGCAGAUAUGAUCUUAUUCUCGGACCAUGCAAAUAGUAGGUUAAUGAACAUUCUGUAAUAUUUCAUUGAAAAUAUGUCACAGGUAUUCCACAAGCACAAGCGUAAUUGAGGCCACCAAUCAAUUAUAAAGUGCAGGAUUCAUUUAAGAGAAAAUUCUUGACUCAGCAGUGUGGUAUUGAUACACUGAUUCAUCCUUUAUUGGAAUAAUGACAGAUGUAACAAUUUCCUUAAAAUGUUUAUCCCGUUAUUAAUUAAAACCAAUUCCCAAUAAUUUAACUUCAAUUCACACCUUUUUAUGACCUAUAGGUCAUGUCUGGAUGAAGGUUUAUCAACAUUCUGUCUUUGUGGAGUCAAUUCUGAUAUGUGCUUUUGAGAUUUGACUCGGCUAGUAUUCAAUAAUUAAGGGUGUAAAAUUGAGACUAAGAGUGAAGAAAAAGAUCGUAUUCAAGAGUUGACAGGUUCAUUGGCAACAGCAGAUUUAUUUGAAGGAAAACAUGGUACUUGGCUGUCCUUUGGGUAGAGAAUAUGUGCCAUUUACCAACUCAACCUUGUAUCAUUUUCAGUUGCAUGUGUCAGGUGACAAGUGUCAUAACGCCUGUUCCAGCUGCCACAAUCCAUGACAUACUUGUUCCCCUUCUGAUGAACUUUUGGCAAGAGCCCAAGAAAUCUGAACUUGCAUAUAAAAUGUAAUUAAAUGUAUUUGAAACAAAAAUACAGCCUCUGCUACACAUAUAUUUAAGAUAUCAUUUUCAAACCCAUUAAUCAUGAUUUAAUAUUUCCAAAUCUUACUGUCAAAUGAACACAUAUGUAAUCAUAAUCCAAGGCACCUGUGAAAUAUCUGUACAUAUAUCCCAAUCAUGUACAUGUAAUUCAGUUGUUAUUGUGUCAUAAAUAUUCUUUUGAUAA
Molecule: messenger RNA, 2497 nt
Organism: Haliotis rubra (blacklip abalone)
Lineage: Eukaryota; Metazoa; Mollusca; Gastropoda; Lepetellida; Haliotidae
Product: tubulinyl-Tyr carboxypeptidase 1-like
Exons: 10
Coding region: 176-1303 (375 amino acids)
Biological process (GO): regulation of angiogenesis
Cellular component (GO): cytoplasm
Source: RefSeq, a predicted model, not a curated record